AGGACGCUGAUAAGCGCAGAACCUGCCACUGAUAACAGCUGAGUUUUUGUAUUUUUUCCGGCAUUUAACUUUUUGAUAAACUUUUGUUCAAUUUCUGUGUGAACCUCAUCGCUUCCCCAUAUGCCAGAAUGACAACCGCAAGCCUCAGCGACGAACAUCACCAGGAUCUGCCGGCGUACGUGGUCAAAAUGCUGCUCAAGAACCGCAUCGGGACCGUUUACGACUUUGUCCGUGCGGACACGGACCGUCUGCUGCGCAUCACGAAUCUAUCGUUUGAGGUGCUGUCCGCGAUCAAGCGGGACUUUAUGACGAGAUUUUCCGGGACAACGGUACGGGUUGGGGAGUACUUUCAGUAUUUGGGCGAGUUGAUUGAUCCGAUUCCGACGGGGGUUCGCGGGUUGGAUGCGCUUCUUCGUGGGGGGCUGCUGCCGGGGCACGUUUUGGAGGUGUUUGGGGAGCCGGCCUGUGGGAAGAGUCAGCUAUGCAUGACGAUUGCGGCCAAUGUUGCCUCGCGUGGGGGCGCUGAUCCGGUGGAUGUUUUCUACGUGGACACAAAGUGCGACUUUUCGGCGUCGAGGGUUCAGAGCAUGCUGCUGGCUGGGAAGUGUUCCGAGGAGGACGCGAGAGAGGCCAUGCAGCGGAUCAAGGUGGAACGGAUUCAUUCGCCGGAGCAUUUGCUUGGGACGGUGGAGGAAUUACUCGCGCAGAUCGAUCAGGAGGAACGUUUCGGUAGGUUUAGGGUGCUGCUGGUCAAUUCACUUCCGGCGCUUUGGUACGCCCACCAUAACUCGAGCAGCAGCUGCUAUCCGGUUGGGAUGUUGACCAGUUUGGCCGGAUUGUUGCGCAAGUUGGCGUCGGAGAAUAUGAUCGCAGUUGUGGUGGUCAAUCUGCGCAUCGUUUCGACAGACUCUGGCCAACAGCGGGUGACCCAGCCGGCGUUGGGACGAUACUGGGAGAUGGUUCCGACGACGCGGCUCCUGAUGAGUAGGCUGGAUUCCGGCGACAAAGGACAGAACCGGCUGAUAAGCAUUUUCAAGUGCAACUAUUUAAAGACUGACGACCGGCAGAUGGUCACCUUGAGCGAACGGGGAGUUGUUUAAAGUUAAAUUUAGUAUUAAAAUAAGAUCGUUUUAAG
Culex pipiens pallens (northern house mosquito) is the source of this 1135-nucleotide messenger RNA. Its product is annotated as DNA repair protein RAD51 homolog 4-like. NCBI's taxonomy places the organism in Eukaryota, Metazoa, Arthropoda, Insecta, Diptera, Culicidae. Gene Ontology annotation, biological process: reciprocal meiotic recombination; double-strand break repair via homologous recombination; telomere maintenance. The record is from RefSeq and is a predicted model, not a curated record. Gene Ontology annotation, molecular function: ATP-dependent DNA damage sensor activity; four-way junction DNA binding; ATP binding. The coding region runs from base 129 to 1100 and encodes 323 amino acids. Gene Ontology annotation, cellular component: centrosome; replication fork; Rad51B-Rad51C-Rad51D-XRCC2 complex. The transcript has a single exon.